AGCAGCGCCGGCGAGCGCGGCGACCGCCUGCUGAUCAAGGAUCAAGUUCCGAUCGAGCGCGGCAGCCGGAGAAAGGAGGGUUAAUUUCACUUGGAGAGGCAUGGUGGCGUCUUCGCUGGCAAAUGUGCCCUGGGCGCCGUGCUCCUGUUCGACGAAAUGACUCAGCGAGCGCAGGGCGUGGUUGCAGACUGUUGUCGGCACGGGCAGCAACAGAACUUGGUGGCCAGCAGCUGGCCAUGGAUGGUUUAAAUGAUGACUUUCCAUCCUCAUAUAGAAGAGAAGACGAGCUGAUGGCAUCAGCUAGUUGUGCUGUCGGACUAGCUUUCCAUCCAACAGACCGGCACUCCCAAGCUGCGUGUCACCUGAUGAAAUGCCUCGUAAGACAGGUACUUGUCUUCUUUGUUACCACUUACUCUUAAAAUUCUCUUAAGUUUCCGAAGGGGUGAUGUAAACUUCACAAACAAUCCAGGUGCCACUGAGUUUGUUUGUAUGUUGAAAGUUCAAUGCAAGAACGGACAUCACCUGACACCUGGUCUCGAAAUUGAUAGUAAAUAAAGGAAUGGACCUCGUCUAAAGUUUAAGUAUAUUUCCAAAGAUCCUCUUGAUUUGUCUACAUAUGUAUUUUUCUUGGCUGGCAAUUUUCUUGUAAUGCAUGUCAAGUUGCCAACUAGAUACAAAUGGAACUGCCAUGCUUCAGCCCUUUUUUAUAUAGUGUGCAACUACACUUACUGCUAAUGACAUAUUUUGUUAGCUCUCUAUUUUGUGUGUGAAUAAUUCUUCUUCUAGGUUGGUAAGCACUGCUAAUCUGAUUGGAUGCAGACAUACAAGUAUGGAGAACCUUUGACUCAGAUAGUUGGUUGUUCUCCUAGUUGUUCAUCAUCACUGUAUGCUCCACUUUUCUUCAAAAUUAGCUAAAUAGUGUUGAAGUGCAGUAUGCUGAUUUCGUGGUGGGUGUCAGUCAUCUUUUCUCGCCCUUUCUUAUUCAUUGACUUCGUUUACAUAUGUUUUACUUAGGAUGUGUAAAUUUCGCAUUACUCUUCCAUAAUUAUCUAUAUUUAACAGCCUGAAGGGUAUCAUGUUUUUGGCAUUACUUUUAGUAUAUCAGGACAUAUGGUGUUUACCUUUUCAUGUUGAAUUACAGCAUUGUCUUUGGAUGUGUAUAUUAUUGGUUACAGUAUAUCAUUUGGAUGUGUAUCUUAUUGGUUACACUACCUCAUGCUUCCACAAGUGUGUAUAUUUGACAUCAACCUUUGCUUUUCACCUUUUCCAUGUUGAAUUUCAUUCAUUAUUGCCACUUUGCUAGCUUGUCUUGUUGACUGGGUGAUAUUGUUUGUCUAUGUUUUGUUUGGAAGUGUAUCUUUUGAGUCACUCUUUCAUCAUUGCAGUAUAUUUUAACAGACUCAAGGUUACCAGUGUUUCGGUAUUGUUGUCAAGCUCACCAUUGACUUUGCAUUUGUCAGUUAGCUGGAAUAUGAAUGGGAUUUUUUGUAUACUUACAUCUUUUGGGACUACAAAAAUAAUAUGUUUUGCUGAGUAAGUUAUAAAAAAAUUUGCACAUAACUCAACUACUCAAGUUCCUGACUAUUGUUGGGAUUCCGCAGGCAAUCUGCCAUGAACUGGAAGUCUCUAUGUCAUGUCAUUGCCCUGUCAUCAACUUAGACUGCAAUCAGUACAAUUCCCCUUUAUGCAAUUUACUAUUAUGGCUUCCAAGUGAAGCGAUUCGGAGCUUGAAAUUAUGAGGAAACUGUGGUUGAAAAUAAUCUUAUGCUGCAACAUAUCAGAGCUUAUCCAACUAAAUGUCCUAUAUAUGUAGCCUAAGCAACCAAACUCAACAAAAGAAGCAUUUGCAUUUCCAUUCUCCAUAGUAAGACAUGGAAACCACUAUCUUCAGUUUGACUGAGGGCGCAGUGAUGAGUCUUCUGUGCAAGCUUGGCUGCCUUCUUUCCCAGGAGAGGUGGUUGGUACAGGGUGUGUAUGGAGACAUGCAGUUCAUCAAAGAUGAGCUUGAGAGUAUGAAUGCUUUCCUGCGCACCCUCACCAUGUCAGAGGGCCAUGAUGAUCAAGUGAGAAUCUGGAUGAAGCAAGUGAGGGAGAUUGCCUAUGAUUCUGAGGACUGCAUUGAUGAGUUCAUACACCACUUUGGUGAUUCAUCAGGAUUGGGCUUACGUCAUUGGUUAAUGUGCAUUCUUGACCUGCUUGGUUGCCAUCGUCGCAUUGCCAUCCAGCUCCAAGAAUUGAAGACCCGUGCUCGGGAUGUUGGUGAGCGGCGCUCACGUUACGGGGUGAUGCUAGCAAAGGCCCAACUUCAGGAAUCCGGCUCACAAGUUUUGAAGCAUGCCUUUCUUCAUCUUGACCCACAGCUGCAUGCUCUCUUUACAGAUGAGGCACAGCUUGUAGGCAUUGAUGAACCGAGGAACGCGCUUGUAAGAUGGCUAAUGGAAGAUGAUCUGCAGCUUCGCGUGCUAGCCAUAGUUGGAUUUGGUGGCCUAGGCAAGACCACACUGGCACGGAUGGUGUGCGAGAGCCCAGUGGUGAAAGGGGCUGAUUUUCAGUGCUGUCCAUUGUUCAUUGUGUCACAGACCUUCAACAUCAGAACGCUGUUUCAGCACAUGAUAAGGGAGUUGAUCCAACGACCUCACAAGGCCAUGGCAAUAGCAGGAGGCAAGUAUGGCCAUUUCACAGAGGAAAACUUGGAGGGAAUUGAAAGGCUGGAGGUUGCAGUACUGGCUGAGAUGCUUAGGAGAUAUUUACAAGACAAAAGGUACAUUAUAAUCCUUGAUGACAUAUGGUCCAUAUCAUCAUGGGAGAGCAUCAGAUGUGCAUUGCCUGACAAUAAGAAAGGUAGCAGGGUAAUAGUAACCACGAGGAAUGAAGAUGUGGCCAAAACGUGCUGUUCUCAUCACCAAGAUUGGAUAUACAAAAUCCAGCGACUAUCAGAUGCUAAAUCACGAGAACUAUUCUUCAAAAGAAUCUUUGGCUCUGAACAUGAAUUACCAAAUGAUGAGUUGGAUGAAGUAUCAAAUUCCAUUUUGAAGAAAUGCGGGGGUUUGCCUUUAGCAAUACUGAGCAUCGGCAGCCUUCUUGCAAGUAAGACAAAUAGAACCAAGCAGGAGUGGCAGAAGGUCUGCGACAACUUGGGCUCUGAACUUGAAAGUAAUCCUACUCUGGAAGGUGCAAAGCAAGUCUUGACCUUGAGCUAUGAUGAUCUACCGUACCAUCUGAAGUCUUGCUUCUUAUAUCUAAGUAUCUUCCCUGAAAAUUAUGAGAUCAAGAGGGGGCCUCUGGUGAGAAGGUGGAUAGCAGAAGGUUUUGUCAGUCAAAGGUAUGGAUUAAGCACGGAGCAGAUCGCUGAAAGUUACUUUGAUGAGUUUGUUGCCAGAAGCAUUGUGCAGCCUGUAAGAAUCGACUGGAAUGGCAAAGUGAGGAGCUGCAGAGUACAUGAUAUAAUGCUAGAAGUCAUCGUCUCCAAGUCACUUGAGGAGAACUUCGCAUCCUUCUUACGUGAUAAUGGAAGCUUAUUAGUGUCUCAUGAUAAAAUUCGGCGCUUAUGCAUCCACAAUAGUCAAAACCAGCUGGUGCAGAAUACUAGUGCCAGUGUAUCUCAUGUUCGCUCGUUCACAAUGUCAGCUUCUGUCGAGGAAGCCCCGGUCUUCUUUCCACGGCUACAUCUGCUAAGAGUACUUGACAUGGAAGGUUGCAUUUGCUUGAGGAACAACGACUUGAACUGUAUCUGCAAUUUUUUCCAGCUGAAGUACCUAAGCCUCAGAAAGACUAAUAUCUCUAAGUUGCCACGGCGACUAGGAAAUCUGAAACACUUGGAGACGCUGGAUAUUAGAGCAACACUCAUCAAGAAACUACCGACCAGUGCAAAAAACCUCAGUUGUAUGAAGCAUCUGUUAGUUGGGCACAAGGAACAACUUACAAGAACAGGCAGCGUCAAGUUCUUAAAACAUUGCUCAGGUUUGGAGAUGGAUCCUGGGGUGGUCAAGAAUAUGAAGUCCCUGCAAUCACUUGCCCAUAUAGUGGUCAAAGACCAGCCCUUGGUUCUACGGGACAUUGGUCUAUUGCAAAAGCUAAGGAAGCUUAAAGUCCUUAUCCGUAAUGUGGAAGUUAACUGGAAGGAGUUAGUUGGGUCUUUGGGGAAGUUGGCAAGCUUUCUAAGCUCACUCUCUAUUCACAUUGUAGAUGGAAAGAAGUAUGGUUCAUCACUAGACAUUCUAGCUUUUGUAGAGUCACCUCCCCUACUCGUCACUAAUUUUAGCCUGGCGGGCAAGUUGGACAGUCUACCUCCUUGGAUAUCGUCGCUUCGAAGCGUGUCCAGGUUUACUCUUCGUAACACUGGACUCCAUGCCGAGGCCAUAACAGUUCUUGGAGACCUGCCAAACCUACUCUGCCUCAAGCUCUAUCACAAGUCGUAUGCUGAUGACUGCAUAGUGUUUCCCCUCGGUAAAUUUACAAAACUCAGCAUGUUGGUCAUUGAUAAUCUGGAUAGUAUUGAUAGAGUGCACUUUGAGACAGGUUCAUUGCCGAAUCUUGAGAGACUGACAUUAUCAUUCCUACAAGAACCAAAGGAUGGGAUCUCCGGUCUCGAAUAUCUCCAGAAGCUGAAGGAGAUAGAGUUUUUCGGUAACAUUAUAUCAUCUGUGGUGAGCAAAGUGGUUUCAUGCGUGAAGACGCAUCCCAAUCACCCAAGAGUUAUAGGUGACAAAUGGAACAUUGUAACUGAGUAUGCCUAAGUAGCUAAGGCUGGACAGAAAUCGUUCAUUUUAAUGUUCAGUUGCCAGUUGGGCAAACAACUGCUGUACUGUAGAAUGUACUGAAGUCAGUUCCAUCAUCCAUUGUAUUAUAUAGUGUAUGAGUUAGCUUGCAGCAAAGUUAAUGCACAUCAAUCUUUGGCAAGUGAAAUUUCAAUACUAUUUGUAUGUUUUGAAGUGAACUAUUGCAGUCUUCUCCA
Messenger RNA from Panicum virgatum (switchgrass), 4954 nucleotides. RefSeq names its product disease resistance protein Pik-2-like. Gene Ontology annotation, biological process: defense response to other organism. The coding region runs from base 1872 to 4736 and encodes 954 amino acids. The transcript has 2 exons. The record is from RefSeq and is a predicted model, not a curated record. Gene Ontology annotation, molecular function: ADP binding. NCBI's taxonomy places the organism in Eukaryota, Viridiplantae, Streptophyta, Magnoliopsida, Poales, Poaceae.